AAAAAAACCCAACCUAAUAACUGUCACUGCCAAGGGUCAAGGCAAGCUCUUUCCCAAACUUUCUCCCAGAUCAGACUUGUUGCCUGGAUGUAAAAGAAGUUAACAAGGACUGGGAAAAAAAUAUUUCUAUUGGGAGCAUCUAAAAUCAUAUCCAACGACAGGAUUACAGGUUUUUGCAGAACACUAUCAUGGUGAGGAACAUUGAUGACUUCGAUUUUUGCCUUCCAUCCCAUCCGCAAUCUGUUCUGGAAGGACUGCAGACCCUGCGUUCCAACCCCAAACUCUCAGAUGUCACUUUGAUUGUUGGGGGACAUGAAUUCCCUUGCCAUCGCAGUAUCCUGGUCCUCUGUAGUCAGUACUUCAAUGCUAUGUUUACUGGUGACUUCAUGGAAAGCUUUUCAGCACGUGUAGAGAUCAAAGAGGUGGAUCCUGUCAUUAUGGAGUCCUUGAUUAAUUUUGCUUACACAGGAAAGGUGACCAUCAAUCAGGGGAAUGUGGAGGCCUUGAUUAGGACAUCCAGCCAACUCCACUUCCCCAUCAUCCGGAAAGUCUGCAGUCGGUACUUGAGACAGCAGAUGGAUGCAAGCAACUGUUUAGGCAUUUGUGAGUUUGGAGAGAUGCAUGGCUGUUCAGAGGUUUCAUCUGAGGCUUGGUCAUUUUUGCAAGAAAAUUUUGAACUUGUAUCUCAACAAGAAGAGUUUCUUCAACUAUCAAAAGAGAGGCUAAUUAUUUAUUUGUCCAACAACCUACUGCAAGUACAAAAAGAACACAGCCUAGUUGAAGCUGUGCUCAGGUGGGUCAAGUAUGAAGAAUCAGCCAGAGUUGUGCACCUCCCAGAGCUCCUUGACCUAGUGCAUUUGGUUUCAUUGCCAGAUCAGUAUCUGCAAAAUAUGUUGUCAUCCGAACCACUGAUUCAGGAAUCAGAAGCUUGCAAGGCUAUCAUUGCUAGACAUCGGAGCACGGCAGAGAACAGGCCCUUUGUCCAGCAGAGACUGAAGGCCCUUCCACAAAAGCUGGAAGAGGUGCUGGUAGUUGUGGGAGGCAGAGCUCUGGAAGACAAUGAUGAAGAUGAACAGCCACCACACUUCUCCAGAAAUUUUGCCUUUUAUAACACUAACACAAGAAUAUGGGUUGCCUUGCCUGAUUUUCCAGAUUACAAUAAAUGGGGCUUUUCUAUGAUUGCUGUAAACAACAACAUUUACAUUACAGGAGGCUCCAGGGGCUCACAGAAUGACACAUGGUCUACAACUCAGUCCUGGUGUUUCUGCCUUAAAAAGGGUGUCUGGAAGUCCAUUGCUCCAAUGCUGAAGCCCCGAACAAACCAUGCCAGUGCUGUUCUCAAUGGAGAAAUCUAUGCUGUUGGUGGCACCACUAUGGACAUUGUGGAGGUAGAAUGCUAUGAUCCUUACAAUGACAGCUGGUGCUUUGUCAGUCCUGCCUUGAAGUACGUCAGUAAUUUUGCUGUAGCUGGAUGUCUUGGGAAGUUGUACCUCAUUGGUUCUUGUGCUAUCAAAUACAAUGCACUGACUCUCCAGUGUUACAACCCUGCUAUUGAUGUCUGGAGUAUAAUUGCAUCUCCCUUUCUCCCCAAGUACCUCUCUGCUCCUCGUUGUGCCUCCUUGCAUGGAGUCAUUUACCUUAUUGGUGAUAAUACAAAGAAAGUCUAUGUGUAUAAUCCAGAUGCUAACAUCUGGCAGAAGGUACAACAGCUUCAUACCUUGCAUGAAAAUGGUGGAAUGGUACCUCUUGGUGGUAAGCUCCUUGUCACAGGCGGCUACUGGAAAGGUAUGGAUGGUGACUAUCAAGUAGAGAUGGAAAUGUAUGAUUGUGCCAAAGAUGUUUGGACAAGAGAAGGGUCACUUCCCUGUUUAUGGCUCUACCAUGCAUCUUCUUCUAUCUUCAUGGAUACUUCAAAGUGGAGGGAACCUUUCCAGUUGUGAUCUCAGAGUUUGGUAUGAAGUCUCACAGCUCUGCUGCUCUGACUGAAGGUCUGGAAAAGGAAUAAUCAUUACUAUUAUACUACAGUUUUAUAUGCCCUUUGGUGUCUCCUAGUUCUGACUUCAUAUGAAUUAAAACUUUGACAUUAUAGCCUCUGUUGGGCUGAACAGUUUAGGCUGAAUUUCUUUGUUCACAGCAAUAGCAUUAAAGCCUUAAUUGUAAAAAUUCUAGAAUAAGCGUAACAGUUGUUUUGCUAUAAGUAUUAUUAGAAUACACAGAUUCAAUAAACUAAGUCAAAAUUCCAGCAUCUGAUUCCAACCAACCAAUGUAAGGUAUGAACCAGGAACUUAGAAAACUUCUGCAAUCUUUUAAAAUUAGCUGACACUUUCAUGAGAUCCCAGUGCCAAAUACACUAUGCAUCGUAU
This is a messenger RNA of Candoia aspera, 2363 nucleotides long. RefSeq names its product kelch like family member 30 (gene KLHL30). The transcript has 8 exons. Lineage: Eukaryota; Metazoa; Chordata; Lepidosauria; Squamata; Candoiidae. Gene Ontology annotation, molecular function: protein binding. The coding region runs from base 189 to 1940 and encodes 583 amino acids. The record is from RefSeq and is a predicted model, not a curated record.